Oreochromis niloticus (Nile tilapia) is the source of this 5765-nucleotide messenger RNA. It is a transcript of the gene plekhb1, whose product is annotated as pleckstrin homology domain containing B1. Lineage: Eukaryota; Metazoa; Chordata; Actinopteri; Cichliformes; Cichlidae. Gene Ontology annotation, biological process: regulation of cell differentiation. Gene Ontology annotation, cellular component: membrane. The transcript is spliced from 7 exons. Bases 3119 to 3877 code for a protein of 252 amino acids. The record is from RefSeq and is a predicted model, not a curated record.
UUAUUAUUAUUAUUAUUAUUAUUAUUAUCCUAAUUUAAUUUUUUAGCGAGUCUUUUUUACGAUUUUUAGAUGUAGCUGGUUACUUUAACGGACAAUUUUUGAAAUUUACUGAUUACGGGCAGUUUUUUAAAAGCUGAGUUCAAUUACACCAGUCACUCCCACGCCUGGGAGCUCCAAAGGCCGACCUUGUUGAAUCAAGGAAGCCUAUAGGCUACAGCCAGUUUGACGAAGUUGCAGCCUCUCUGAAAGGGUUACAGAUCCAUUUCUAAGGCUUUGGGAUUUACUUAUCUGGAUGACUGAGCAUGCAUCAAGACACUGUGAGAGCCAUUAUUCACAAAUGGAGAAAAGUUGAAACACUGAUGAACCUGGCCUAGUCAAAGUCUGCACUUAAAUCCAUUUAAGAUGCAUUGAGAUGACAUUUAACAGGCCGUUCAAGCUUGAAAAAUCUCCAGUGUAGCUGAAUUAAAACAAUUCUGCAAAGAAGAGUGGGCGAAAAUUCCUCUACAGCGAUGAUAAAGACUCAUUGCCAUUUAUCACAUAUGCUUAUUUGCAGUUCUUGCUGCCAAGGGUGGCACAUUUAGCAGGCUUUUUCACACAGGGCUAGAUUUGGAUAAUGUUUCUUCCCUUGAAUGAAUGAAAUCAUACUUCAAAAAAUGCAUUUUGUUUUUACUUGAGUUAUCUUUGACUGAUAUUACAAUGUUUUUUUAUGAUCUAAAACAUUUAAACGUGACAGAAAUGCAAAAAAACCCCCACCCCAAUAAUCAAUUAGGUAUGGGGCAAAUACUCAGAGCACUGAGUGUAUAAAAUAUAUUUGAUAAAACAUGUAUAUACAGUCUGCGGUGUAUACCAAUGCUUUAACAACACGUUUUUAAUGAUGUGCAUAAAGCGAUAGGAACUGACACGUUUAUCACAAAAAAUAAAUUAUUUACUAUGACUGUACAUUAACGACAUGUGUAUGUUAGAUUUAAGUUCACUUAUAAAGCCAGAAUAGUUUUGAUUUAUGAUUACUGUACAACAUUGCUUACAUUUUUGCCUGCACAGCAAUAACUCCUAAUAAAGUUCAUGUAAUUAAAUGGCAUUUAAUCAAAUUAGUUUUCAGAUCAGAUAAAGGAAAGUCUCUGUCACUGGAUAUGAUAUGACUAAAAUCUGCAGAUGUGAUGAAUAUUAUGAAUUUUAAAGUUGAGAAAUGUUGAGAAAACCUCAUAUAUCUUUAUCUCUCUAACUUUAUAUAACUGGCAAAAGAAUAAAAGGCAUGUUUGUGUCUUUUAGUGAGUUCAUUUUUUUCUUCAUUUAGAGUAUCACCUACAACAUGAAUAUGUCAGUGUCACUGGAGUAAACAGGCCUACAUAAUGUUGCCACCAGAUGGCAGCCAUGAAGUAUUUUGGGUUCCUGUGGAAGAGAGAAGUUUAUGAGUUGUGUGAAGCCAGCAGGGUAUCAGUUCACCCUCAGCUCCUUUUCUAAUACAGACCCAAAAUAUAUGUGACAAUGAGGCUCAUGCAUGAAAACGUUAACAUUAAAAAGCAGUGGUUGAAGAUGUGUUUAGGUCCUCAAGACAAAGCACCAAUGUAAGAAUUUGAAAAUGCUCCAUGCAGGUGAAAGCCCUGCAUUUAGAACAUCAGGCCAUUACAAGGUAAAUCUACUUUUCUGUCAACAUCUAAAGUACUCAUUCUGCAGGAAAACUGAAAAAAAAAAAGUAUCACUAUGCAGUGUAACGCUAUUAGAUUUACACAGUGCAGCACAAUGCUCCACUGGGUGAGUGUGGCCUUGAUGGGCCUGACUUUCCUCUCUGUGCCUCUGUCGGUUAAUUUUCUUCAGUUUUCUUCACACAGUUCAAAAACAUGCAUUUUAAGCUGAGUGCAUUUGAGUGUGCCUGUCCCUACAAGAUUGAAUUUUAUCAUCAUGCCACAUGACAGCUUUAAAAAAAAUUAACAAUACAGCAGAUGAUGGGAUAUCCUUACUUAAGAAAAAAAAGGCAAAUGGAUGAAUAAGUCAUCACAGUGAUCGCUAUCAGUCAUUCAUUAUCGACAGAAGGCUCUUACUGAGCGCUCAUAUUUUUCUUUUGCUAUAUUACUACUAAAAGCAGCAAACUGUGUAUAGACAUAUUAACCUUUUUUCUUUUAUAAGUGUACCAACCCAUUUCAGCAAUAAGUUUGUUUUUGGUCUGAAAGUGGAGCUUUUAAUUGAUCAAAAACAAAAAGGUACAUCAUUUUUAAUAAAGUUAUGCGCAAUUUCACAGCAAGUUUGCCAAUAAUGUUUAGUCUUGAGCUCUGUGUUAUACCAGCUCUGUGAGACAAAAGCAGGCUAUCGGCCAUCUGGAGGAGUCUUUGGCCCCCAGAAGAUCCUCAGCAAUAAGAAAAUUGAAGAUUUUAAUCUGAUUCAUCAGCACAUAUGCAGCAGUUUAGGACUGAGAGGUCGAAAUGUACCUGGUUUUACGUACUGAAUGUAUUUUAGUUUGGUAAAUAUUAAAUAAAUAAAUAAAACACUUGGUACAAAGAUUCGGUUUUAAUUGAUAUUUAACUUUGUCUCAGUGGAGACUGUAGCUCCCUCACAUUGAUCUGGACUAAAAUAACACUUCAACUCAUAUCUAUUUCUAUGAAGCUUUAUUUAGUCAUUUAUGGAUUUACCCAGGAGGAUGUUGACUUUUCCAACUCUAUAAAUGUUCUCUCACUGUCAGUCUUCUCCCUUUUUCCGUAAAAUUUUUAAUAACUUUAACUAUAAAAUCAAACACCUGCUAACAUAGCCCCUUCACCUUUAGAUCACUUCCGAGACCACCGUGCUUCUAAAUGGAUAAAAAAUCUGUGGUGUUAUCUCUUUCUGCCAGGAGCUGUUGCGCAUGAAUCUAUCCAAAGUCCACCCAUGGCUCAAAUAAUGCGACUGUGCCACAAAGCCAACGAGUUACAGAGAUAUCCAAAAGUUUUGUUGACCCAUAGAGUAGUGAGUGAGCCGUCUGUCCGCCCAGAGUCGCUGUGGGAGUUGCACAACAGCAGAAAAAAAGCAGCCAACAAACAUAGCGUCCCUCUCUCUCCGUCUCUCUUUAGUUUGCCACAUUUGUGCUGCAUUCAGAUCAUAACCCUGGGGUUCACAUCAUAUCUCCCAACAGUAAAUAUUUCAUACAGCCAUGAUUAUAAUUCGGCCCUAUCCGUACACAAGCAUCUGCAGCUCCUCCAACCUAACCACAAACACUGUGGAACAGUCACGAGAGUUUUGGGGGAGAAACAAACUGUGUUUACAGUUGGUAAAAAGAUUCGGACCAAUUUGUGACUUUGCAGAGGAGGAACAUGAAGACAAACAGACGCAGCACAUUUGCUCAGAGAAAUCGUCAGAAGUUUACUCUCAUCGUGGGCACGAAAGUCAUGCUUCUGUCCUCAAACGCUGGAAGCUUAACUGGUGUGACCUUUGGAUCGAUGGGAGUCUUUGCUUCUACAAGUCAGACAACAGGCGAGAGCUGGAGCAUCGCGUCAGUCUCAAACUAGCAUGCAUAGAUGUGCAGUCCGGUCAGGAAUGUGGAGGUGUGACUCCACCAGAGAGCAAUCCCAGGGAGAAUCUCAUCGUGGUUCACCUCAUGGACGGCUCAACACUCAACCUGUGUGCAAACAGUGAAGACGAAUCAAUAGCGUGGAAACUGACUCUGCUGCAGACCAGAAGAAACCCGGUGUUCACGUAUGACCCAUAUGAUGACUCCUACCAGGCUGUCCCCCUCAACAGCCACCACACUGUCUACAUAACACCUGGAGCAGGACCAGGAACCCACCAGGUGGUUGUUCAAAGGGACCCGUUUGAUGGCGUGGUGGAGCAUCUAGCACUGGGAAUGUUAGCAGGAAUGGCAGCCGGGGCAGCCAUGCGAUCCUUCCUUUGGAUGCCCUUGUUUUUUUGCUGAGAUGACUGACAUUACUGACAGGAGAGCAAAGCCUGCCUGUCACCAAAACAAGGGAGUUGGACAUCUAACGAGCAUGUGUAGAACAGGCUUUCCCAUCAUACUUGCUCUGAUAAAAAGCUGCUUCAGUGGUUCUUUUGUUUUUUAUUAUGAGCAUAUAAAACCUGCGUUGUCAUCUUAAACGUGUAAAACACUGUCAGAUGCUGCUGCCGUUUGUCGUCUGUGUUUUAAAAAUACUGGCUGCUACAAUAUUAGAGGAACAAACAUUACUGUUUUAAAGCGUACAUAGGAGAAUAUGGUUUUUGGGAGCUUUGUGCACUUUGUUCUCACUUGUCUUUUGUAAGUUUUGCUUUUACUUGCUGGUUAAGUUUAAGCACCAAAAAUUACUUGUUUAGAUUUAUGCACAAAACUCUUGGUUUAAAUGUGUCCCUUCACAUCAUUAACACUACACACUGUAAAAUGAACUGCAACAACACCAAGGUUGUAGAGUUUUACAUGACCACUUAUGAACGUUUGAAAAGCAGGAAGUUGGUUUUAUAUACGAGUUAUUUUACCAGUGGAAUUCUAGACAAAGUGUAGUUUGUAAGAAAUAUUAGCACCUCACUAGAAAACAAGUAGAUAUAUUAAAAAUAAAAUUAUUAUAAUAUACUGAAAUUCACUUUUGUUUUCACUGCACAACAGUCCUAGCUAUACAACUACUAACUAGCACUUUUCAUAGCUCUCGUCAGUAACACUGCCUCGACGCUGACCCAAAAGCUCAGCAGGUCAAAUUUCAAGGCCACUGAAGACUGCGUCUUAGGUAGUCAGCUUGCCUUUAGGUCAAAGCGUUUGAUGAAACCAUUGGUUUAAACUACAACUGCAAGUCCAACAACUAUGGAAGUCUGAUGAUUCCACCAAUAAGGAAAACAUUUGACACCCAUGAGUCAGUUGAGUUAUUUAGUUGAAAUUUUGAGAUAUUAACCCCAAGCAAAAAAAAGAAGAAGUUGUUUUUGGAAGUGGAAACAUAAUGUUAAACAUAAAAUACAAGCUCUUAAAAUAAAAAAUAAAUAAAGAGACACUGAAUAUUUGCCUAAAAUAUAUUUUAAAUUUAUUAUUUUAUUAAUAUUUCAAAAAAAAAAACAACAACCCACAAAGCAUUUCUACUCUGUAUCCAUCAACACACUGACAAUGAUGCUAAUGUAAUCUCAGCAAAGAGUGAAAUGAGUCGUGUGAUCGUUCGGUGCAUAUAGUUAUUGCAGUUCUAUGUUGCAUGCUACAACUAUAGUAUUAAAAUGCAAAACAUGUAUUAAAUGAUCAUGUUCAACUAUUCUCUUGUCUUUAUAACCAGAAUCAGUGUACAUGAAAAAAUCCUGCAGAGCUUGAAACCAAAGAACCAAGAAUAUAGAUUUGUAUGCAUCACACCACAUCAGUGCUUUGAGGGGGAUGGAUGUAUAAAUGCUGGUCUGUUUAAGGUAUGUGAGGCCUUAAGAAUAAAUGAACCACAUGUGGCACCCAUAUUUAUUAUUCCAUAUUCAUAUUUAUUCCCACAAACUUUAUCCCCUGCUGAGAGGAAACUGCCCAGUAUAUAUCUAUGAAACACAUUUUCUAAGAUUUUUAAAUGUUUCAGAAUUUCUUUGACACUUCUGUUGGCAACGUAAUUUCUAACUGUUAGUUAUAAUUGCCAUCUUCUCAAUAUUUUAAUUAAAUUGCAACAGAAGACACGACUUCUGAAAAAUUAAAGUUAAUGAGGCUUCUGCUGCUCUUCUCUUACAUUUCUUAUGGCUCUUAAAAAAAAUAAAAAACUGGAAGUGCAAAGUAGGCAUGGCUGAUUAGCCAGUGUUUCAACUUUUGGGUUAGUCUGAUUUAUAACCUGUCAAAUAAAAACUUCUGGCUAUAGUAGAGCCCUGUGAAA